Molecule: messenger RNA, 2709 nt
Organism: Salmo salar (Atlantic salmon)
Lineage: Eukaryota; Metazoa; Chordata; Actinopteri; Salmoniformes; Salmonidae
Product: sodium-dependent phosphate transport protein 2B
Biological process (GO): intracellular phosphate ion homeostasis; sodium-dependent phosphate transport
Cellular component (GO): vesicle; apical plasma membrane; brush border
Molecular function (GO): sodium:phosphate symporter activity
Source: RefSeq, a predicted model, not a curated record
CUCACUGUCAGAGCGCUCCUUUUGCCACGGACUUUGAACAGUCAGGGUCCAGCGUGUUUUGCGCUUUAUAAGCAGCAUGCGGUAAGUAUCCAGGUAGCUCAGGUGAAGGACUCCUGCAAAAGCCUCCACUGCAGGGCAAUGCCUCUUCAUCCAGAAUUCAGAGAUAUUCUGUCUCCCACUCUUGAUGAUGCUGGUAACGCACCUAAAGACUCAGUCGUCCUGUCGGCAUAUUCUACCAUGGACCUGGUGGACAAGGACCCGGAUGAGGAUGACCCCUGGAACCUCCCUGAACUGCAGGACACUGGACUCAAGUGGUCAGAGUUGGAUGCCAAAGGGAAGGUUAUGCGGGUUCUGACUUCCAUCGUCAAGUUCAUUCUGCUGGUUGGAUUUCUCUACAUGUUCGUCUGCUCUCUGGACGUCCUGAGCUCUGCUUUCCAGCUAGUUGGAGGUAAGGCAGCCGGGGACAUCUUCCAGGACAACGCGGUGCUGUCCAACCCUGUGGCUGGCCUGGUAAUUGGUGUACUGGUCACAGUGUUAGUCCAGAGUUCCAGCACGUCCUCCUCUAUUGUGGUCAGCAUGGUGUCUUCUGGAUUGCUGGAGGUCCAGUCUGCAGUGCCUGUCAUUAUGGGAGCCAACAUUGGAACCUCAGUCACCAACACUAUCGUGGCGAUGAUGCAGGCAGGAGACAGAAAUGAGUUCCGCAGGGCAUUUGCUGGUGCCACGGUGCAUGACUUCUUUAACUGGCUGUCUGUGCUGAUCCUGCUGCCGCUGGAGGCGGCCACUGGUGUCCUGUAUAAACUCACCAAGAUUGUCAUCAACUCCUUUAACAUCCAGGGCGGUGACAAUGCCCCUGACCUGCUAAACGUCAUCACUGACCCCCUCACCAGUGCCAUCAUAGAGCUGGAUAAAACGGUCAUCAGUGACAUUGCCACGGGUGACCCAGCGGCCAGAAACAAGAGUCUGAUCAAAAUCUGGUGCAAAACAGAGAAAAUCACGACUCUUUUAAAUAUAACAGUUCCCUCAGCUGCCAACUGCACAAUCGGCGUUCCCUGUUGGGUGGAAGGCAACAAGACAUGGACGCAGAUAAAUGUGACUGAGACGAUCAAUCUAGAGAGAUGCAACCAUAUCUUUGCCUAUGCUAACCUGCCUGACCUGGCUGUGGGCCUCAUCCUGCUGGCCCUGUCGCUGCUCAUCCUCUGUACCUGCCUCAUCCUCAUCGUCAAGCUGCUCAACUCCAUGCUCAAGGGACAGGUGGCCGUGGUCAUCAAAAUGGUGCUCAACACAGACUUCCCCUUCCCCUUCGGCUGGGUCACUGGUUACAUUGCCAUCCUGGUCGGAGCAGGAAUGACCUUCAUCGUUCAGAGCAGCUCUGUCUUCACCUCUGCAAUCACGCCCCUUGUUGGUAUUGGUGUUAUUAGCCUUGAGAGAGCCUAUCCCCUGACAUUGGGCUCUAAUAUCGGCACAACUACCACUGCUAUUCUUGCUGCUAUGGCUGCUCCAGGGGAAACCCUGGCCAACUCUCUGCAGAUUGCACUGUGCCAUUUCUUCUUCAACAUAGCGGGGAUCCUGCUGUGGUAUCCUAUCCCCUUCACUCGGAUCCCCAUCCGCUUGGCCAGAGCCCUGGGGAACCGCACAGCCAACUACCGCUGGUUCGCAGUGAUCUACCUCCUGCUCUGCUUCUUCCUCAUGCCCCUGACCAUCCUGGGGCUCUCCCUGGCCGGCUGGCAGGCCCUGGUGGGGGUGGCCGUGCCCAUCGUUGUCCUGGCCAUCUUCAUCAUCAUCGUCAACCUGAUGCAGACGCGUUGUCCUCGGUACCUGCCCAGCAGGCUCCGGAACUGGGACUUCUUGCCCCGCCCCCUGCACUCCAUGGCCCCCUGGGAUCGAGUGGUGAUGUCUGGCAUGGCCUUCUGCGGCACCCGCUGCUGCUGCUGCUGUAAGUGUUGCCAGAAGACUGAGGAUGAAGAGAAGGGUGGUAAGGAGAGGAAGAAGAGUCAAGAGAUGUAUGAUAACCCAGCCCUAACCAGAGACGAUGAGCCACUAGAAGUUCCCAAGGAAACUGUGAAAGCUACACAGCUCUGACACAGUUAUGAAUUCACUGUAACAUAUCUGUAAGACAUAUAUAACCUAUUUGUAACAUAUAUAUAUAAUCCUCCACAUUUGCUCACGCUUUACGGAGUUAACACGUCUCUGUUUCGGUGAUACUGUAUCAUGAAGUGGUGAAGGCCCGAACACGGCAACUGUACUUCUUGCCGGAGAACAUCACCAAAAAGUGUUGAGUAUCCACUGUAUAUAUUUAUUGGGGUGUAAUACAUAUAUUGCUAAAACCACUCCAUGGAAUCAUACAACAGACUCAUUAUGCACAUCCGUCAUAUAUUUUUGAUAAUGUUUAUUGAAUGUACCAUUUCAACUUUAAUGAUGAAAUAGAACGGGAUAAACAUGCACUUUUUAUUGAAUUGAUGUAUCACUGACUAUUUAAAAAUGUUUUACCUUUUGAUAUUUGUAAAUAAUACAAAUUGUUAGAUGUAAACAGAAUGUUGUGAUAUAUUUCCAAUUAGUGUAAUGUUCCUAUUUGAUAAUUUACUGUAUUGCAUUGGGUAUUGUAUCAUGACUGACUGUAAUUUUACAUUCUGUCAGACUGAAUACAUGUUGGUAUUUGUUUUAUAUGGAGUUUCACAGUAUAUUCUCUCAUCAAUAAAUAUUAGAAACCAA